Molecule: messenger RNA, 612 nt
Organism: Naegleria lovaniensis
Lineage: Eukaryota; Heterolobosea; Eutetramitea; Acrasida; Naegleriidae
Exons: 1
Coding region: 1-612 (203 amino acids)
Source: RefSeq, a predicted model, not a curated record
AUGAACAAAGCCAUCGGAAAACUCAGUAGAAAUAGAGCUCUCUUCUUUUGUUGCGAUAUUCAAGAUCGCUUUCGAAAUUUAAUUCAUAAUUUUCCUUCUGUACUCUAUGUUGCUUCUACGAUGAAUCAAGCCUCCACCAUGAUGAACAUUCCUUUCAUUUGCACAGAGCAAUAUGUAAAGGCUUUCGGAAAGACUUGUCCCGAGGUCAAUUUACCAACCUCUCCAAAAGACGAUUAUUACCUCUUUGAAAAGAAGAAAUUUUCAAUGCUCACAGAUGAUGUUAAAAAAGUGUUGGAAAAGUAUCCACAAAGAGAUCAAAUUGUGUUGUUUGGCAUUGAAGCCCAUGUUUGUGUUUUACAAACUGCUUUGGAUUUAUUAGAGGCCAACAAGGAAGUACAUAUACUUGCAGAUGGUACAUCAUCACAAAGAUCCUUUGAUAGAAGUGUUGCCUUUGAAAGAAUGAGACAAUCAGGAGCUUUUAUUUCUUCAUGCGAAAGUGCUUUAUUUCAAAUGAUGGAAGGAGCUGACUAUGAAAAGUUUAAGGAAGUGAGUGCAUUGAUGAAUCCAAAAUUGAGUCAACUUCGUCCUCAUCCUGGUGAAUUUAACCAGUAA